AUGCUCGCCACCUCGAGGACCCGCUUCGCCGCUCGCGCCCUCAGGCAGGCGUGCGCAGACGCCCAUGCCUCCGCCGCCCCGUUCAGCGUCGCAAAGAGGCUCCUCACCGUUCCCGCCACAUCGCUCCGACGCCCCGUCGCCGCUUCGCCCUCCUACACGCACCGGUACGAAAAGACGACGCAGGUCAGAAACUACGCUGCACCCUCCCGCAGCGACGCCUACGCCACCCUCACCCCGGCCGACGUCGAGGCAUUUGCCAAGAUUGUCUCGUCGCCCUCGUCGAUCCUCACCACCGUCUCGCCCGACGCCUCGUCGUCGUCGUCGUCGUCGUCGUCGUCGUCGUCGGCCGCGUCCUACCAGACCGUCGACUCGUCUGAGCUCGAUAUGUACAACAACGACUGGAUGAACAAGUACCACGGCAAGAGCCAGCUCGUGCUCAAGCCAAAGACGACCGACGAGGUCUCUAGGAUCAUGAAGCACUGCUACGAGCGCAACCUCGCCGUCGUGCCCCAGGGCGGCAACACGGGCCUCGUCGGCGGAGGCGUGCCCGUCUUUGACGAGGUCGUCGUCAACCUCGGCGGCCUCAACCGGAUCCGCAGCUUCGACGAAAUCUCGGGCACCCUCGUCUGCGACGCCGGCUGCAUCCUCGAGGCGCUCGACAACCACAUCGCCGAGAAGGGGUACAUGAUGCCGCUCGACCUCGGCGCCAAGGGCUCGUGCCACAUUGGCGGCAACGUCGCCACCAACGCCGGCGGUCUCCGCUUCCUCCGGUACGGCUCGCUCCACGGCAACGUGCUGGGUCUCGAGGUGGUGCUCCCCGACGGCACCGUCCUCGAGGGCCUCUCGACGCUGCGCAAGGACAACACGGGCUUCGACCUCAAGCAGCUCUUCAUCGGCUCCGAGGGCACCAUUGGCCUUAUCACGGGCGUGUCGAUUGUGACGCCGCGGAGACCCUCGGCGAUGAACGUGGCCGUGUUUGCGCUCGACUCGUACGAGGACGUGCAGAAGACGUUUUCGCAGGUCAAGAAGCACUGCGGCGAGAUCCUGUCGGCGUUUGAGUUUUUCGACCAGCAGUCGUUUGAGGUGGUGCAGGGCCACGCCACCGCAGGCGUGCGCGACCCGUUUGAGGCGAGGCAUCCCUUCUACGUCCUCAUCGAGACGAGCGGCAGCAACAAGGACCACGACGACGAGAAACUGCAAGUGCUGCUCGAGGACCUGCUCGAGAGCGGGUUGAUCUCGGACGGGGUGCUGGCGCAGGACGAGACGCAGCUGCAGUCGCUGUGGGCGCUGCGCGAGUCGAUCCCGGAGGCGGCGGGCAAGAUGGGCAAGGUGUUCAAGUACGACCUGAGCAUGCCGGUGGACAAGAUGUACGACCUGGUGCUCGACAUGCGCAAGCGGAUCGACGAGCAGGGGGCGCUGGGCGCCGACAAGGCCGUCGAGGCCGUCUGCGGCUACGGCCACAUUGGCGAUGGCAACCUGCACAUCAACAUUGUGGCCAAGGACUACGACGCGGCGACCGAGGCCAUCAUUGAGCCGUACAUCUACGAGUGGACGUCCAAGGUCAAGGGCUCGAUUUCGGCCGAGCACGGCCUGGGCCUGAUGAAGGCGCAGAAGAUUGGCUACUCGAAGGACGCCACGUCGAUCGAGUACAUGAAGCGGAUCAAGGACCUGUUUGACCCCAAGAAGAUCCUCAACCCGUACAAGUACAUCCAGGUGUAG
Pseudozyma flocculosa PF-1 is the source of this 1719-nucleotide messenger RNA. RefSeq lists its product as uncharacterized. The coding region runs from base 1 to 1719 and encodes 572 amino acids. Gene Ontology annotation, molecular function: FAD binding; catalytic activity. Gene Ontology annotation, cellular component: mitochondrion. The transcript has 2 exons. NCBI's taxonomy places the organism in Eukaryota, Fungi, Basidiomycota, Ustilaginomycetes, Ustilaginales, Ustilaginaceae. The record is from RefSeq and is a predicted model, not a curated record.